Messenger RNA from Parnassius mnemosyne (clouded apollo), 654 nucleotides. NCBI's taxonomy places the organism in Eukaryota, Metazoa, Arthropoda, Insecta, Lepidoptera, Papilionidae. The record is from the annotation of a GenBank genome assembly.
AUGGUCGAAAGGAUGCAUCGACAAUUAAAGGCUGCGCUAAUGUGUCACUCUAAUACUUGGACGAAAGCAUUACCGCUCGUCCUUCUAGGAAUGAGAAGCACUCUCAAGGAGGAUACAAAAACCUCGGCAGCAGAACUGGUGUAUGGAGAACCGCUGCGUUUACCAGGUGAGCUAAUCGCGCCUCAAAAAAUUACAAAUAAUCCUGCACACGUAAUGGACUACGUAGCAGAUUUAAAAAGGAAAAUGGAAAUAAUACGUCCAAUUUCUGCAUCUCACCACACGCGGUCGUCUACAUUUAUUUUCAAGGAUCUCGCAUCGGCUACUCACGUUUUCCUUCGUGAUGAUACAGUAAGGCGCCCUCUACAACCACCGUAUACGGGUCCUCACGCAAUUCUUCAGAGAAGAGACAAAACGCUGACCUUAGACGUCAAUGAUAGAAAGGUCACUGUAAGCAUUGAUCGUGUGAAGCCGGCUUACAUUGAAAAUAAUGAAUCAGGCAAACAAACUACUACUCCUGUGACCCCAGCAACCGCCAAUACUUCUCCUCCUAUAGUCCAACCUACCCGUAAUAACACAGUUACGCCAUCCGAUACUAGAGUACUUAAAACAAGAUCUGGCAGAUGCGUAAGAUUUAGAAAUAUUUUAGAUAUUUAG